GGGAGAAGCAAAUGCAUUGUAGGCAGAAGAUGUUAUAAAAGACAGAUGCAUGGGUACAAUCCAGCUAAAGCACUGCUACAACAGGAAGCAUUGCAAAAAUGAAGAUGGUCUCAGCUCUGUUGCUGCUGGGCAUGCUCCUGGGUACCAGCGCAGUGCCUUCUCCUCGGCUGUCCUGUUACAAGAGGGAGAUAAGAGGACACGACUGUCACAGCAUCCCUGAAGGUGCAGCUAACCUGCGACAAAUUGAUCAAAGUCUGCAAGAUCACUUUUGGGAAGGGAAGGGCUGUGAGAUCAUCUGUUACUGCAGCUUUAGCGAAUUACUCUGCUGCCCAAAAGAUAUUUUCUUUGGACCAAAGAUAUCUUUUGUGAUCCCCUGCAACAGUCAGUGACUGACAUCAAACCUACCAGUGAAGAUGACAGGCACAUCAGUCUACAAUUACCCAACAGUGCUUAAAGAAAAAACAAAAAACACUCUUCCUUUCUAACCACAAUAGAGUGCCUCUUCUUACAUUGUAUGAAAAUUUAUUUUCUAUAUCUUUUUGGAAUCUUAGAGAUGUAAGUAGUAAAGUUUUCCUUUCAAACUUAGUAGCUGCCUUAAUUUCCAUAAUACUUGGUACAACGCACAUCAUUGUCUCAAUAUGCUUCUCCCAGCAAAAGGCCUCUCUUUUUAAAUAAGGACAACAUUCCCAACUAGUUUGAUAUAGGAACUUUAAACUUAAUAUUUAAUGUGGUUAAGAAGGUGACCCUUGUAGCAACCUACUGUAUAAUGCAGUUAAGACUAUGACUUCUCGUAGCAAUCUUCCAUAACGUUCCAUAACGCAGCUUCCUGUUGCUUUACUGUUGUUACACAGUUAAUGUUGUUUUGAGCUGAAGCUACUCAAUACCUGGCACUUCUGUAGAUAGGUUGCCAUGUUCUAUUUAAGCAUCUUCGAGAAAGGAAAGAAAGACAGCAAACUUACACCACUUGUAUUUUGAAAAUUCCAAAAUUCCACUGGAAAAAACUGUCAAAGCUCACAUUAACAGCAACUAAAGCAUAGUCAUAAUUAUGUCUAAAUGAUCACCUACAUAACAAUGAAAUGCAUAAAAACUUAGUUAAAAUGUUUAACCUUAACAUUGCACUUCUAUCAGAAGAGCAGCUAGAGCGUAUACAUUCAGAACGGCAUCUGAAGAGGCUACGACUGAUGCAUGGUCUGCUAAGGCAACACAAGAACCCCUCACUUAAGCAGCUUUUGGAUCAAGCUUUGUUUGAAAUACAGUACCUCAGAAUAAAAUGCCUUGUGUUUAGGGUAGCUUUGUAGGGAAGUCGCUAGCAGUGAGAAGACAGAGCAGUAACUAGAAAUAUAUAUCUCAAAUCAUCAUAAUGUUUAAGAGUUACCACGGUCUAGACUGUAGAUGUGUGGUUACCUCUCACCAUUUGCUAAUAUUGAUUGUAAUACAAGGAAAAUAGCUAAUAGUUUAACAAAAGCCACUUGAAUAAGCCAGACUUACAGGUAGCAAGCUACCUUAUUGCCUAAUAUACACAGAAACUCUUCAGCUGUCAAGUCAGUCACAUGGAAAACACAUGAUAUUGAUGGAAAUAUUUUUAGUCUUUCUCCCUCAAAGCAAGAUACCAUGAAUCCAAUAAUCUUAUAACCUUACUCCAUGAAAACCGCUACCACCAGAGUUUUACUUCACAAAGAGUAGGAAAUACUGCAGUGACUGUGUUCUUCAUCCUUUGGCAAAUGAGGGUUUAAUACUAGUUUUUGUUUUGAUUAUAC
Molecule: messenger RNA, 1757 nt
Organism: Rhea pennata
Lineage: Eukaryota; Metazoa; Chordata; Aves; Rheiformes; Rheidae
Gene: SCRG1
Product: stimulator of chondrogenesis 1
Exons: 3
Coding region: 99-389 (96 amino acids)
Cellular component (GO): neuron projection terminus; Golgi apparatus
Source: RefSeq, a predicted model, not a curated record